This is a messenger RNA of Vespula vulgaris, 324 nucleotides long. It is a transcript of the gene Rpp14a, whose product is annotated as ribonuclease P protein subunit p14. Gene Ontology annotation, cellular component: ribonuclease P complex. Lineage: Eukaryota; Metazoa; Arthropoda; Insecta; Hymenoptera; Vespidae. The transcript is spliced from 2 exons. Gene Ontology annotation, biological process: tRNA 5'-leader removal. The coding region runs from base 1 to 324 and encodes 107 amino acids. The record is from RefSeq and is a predicted model, not a curated record.
AUGUAUUACUUGGACGUUUCUUUAGAACUCACAGACUCUUCGAACAUAGAAAUUGGUCAUGUAUACUUAAAGAAAAACAUAUUACAAGCAGUGAAGCAAUUGUUCGGAGAAGAAGGAGCCAAGUCUGUGAUAGACAUAUUAAAAUACAACAUCUCAGAACGUAGAUUCGUUCUACGUUGUGACAAUGACUUUUAUGUCCAACUACGAGCAUCUCUAACAGUGGCAAGACAGUUCGAAGGCAAGCCAUGUGUGUAUCACGUACACAGAGCAUCAUCGAAUCUGCUUUCAUUUGUUGGUGACAGUAGAAACUACAAACACGAAUGA